Neoarthrinium moseri is the source of this 2406-nucleotide messenger RNA. RefSeq lists its product as uncharacterized. The transcript has 2 exons. Lineage: Eukaryota; Fungi; Ascomycota; Sordariomycetes; Amphisphaeriales; Apiosporaceae. The coding region runs from base 1 to 2406 and encodes 801 amino acids. The record is from RefSeq and is a predicted model, not a curated record.
AUGACGGGCCGAGGCGAUAACAACCGGUCAAGGCGUGGCCGACCUGGCCGACCUGGCCGGGGUUUGACGCGGCCCUAUGCUGGCCAGUCACGCCAUCAAGCUUUGCCGGGACAUUUCGGCGACGUUGGCGAUGACAGUUUCGGCGAACGGCGCUCUACAGGGCCACCUUCGUUACAGGCUGGUUCCAGCGCUGAACAUGGGCUGGGAGUUGUCGAUAACUACACUUCGAGCUCCUGGGGCCCUUCCAGGUCAUCCUUGCAGCCCGGUGCUGGUGCCGGCGCCGGCGCCGGCGCCGAAUAUUGGCCGAGAAAUGUGGACCAGUUUGCCCCGAGCUCCCGGCCUGUAGCUCCGGGACUGGGUCAACGAGGAGAGAAUACCAGUCACGGCGCGGGCUUUUCACCGGGCGUGUCGUCUCGAGGACUGACGCCUGAGCCUUACACACCACCGAUUGUUCCACCCGAUCCAGAAUCGCCUAUCGAUUGUCUCGAUUGCUUCACACAAUCUUCAUCACUCGGAGGCACAAAUUCCUUCACACCCCUCCACUUCAUAAACUACACAGCUGCAGAUUUUGAAGACAUGGCUCCUCGCAAGAAAGCUGACGACGGUGAGUCGGACUACAAGCCGGCAAGGUCGGCUCCGCGCAAGAGGGCCACUCCGUCCAAGGCCAGCAUGGCCUCAAAGGUGCAAACGCCCGCCGCGCCCAACGCGCCCGAGGCCUCGGCAUCCGACGCUGCUGAUGGCAACAGCGCUGCCAAGAAGAAGACCACUGCCAAACGCAACACCAAAGUUGCCACUAAAGCACAGAAGCUAGCAGCAUCGAGCCAGCCCUCAGGUGAUGUCGAGCCCCAAGAUACCCCCACGAAGGCUACCAAGACUGCCCGAGCCAAGAAGAAUGCCCCCGCUGCCACGAGCGCUUCAUCUCAACAGCCUACACCUGAGUCGCAAGGUGGCCAGUCCAACCCGGCAAGCACUUCAUCUAACCCUUUUUUCCAAUUCGGCCAAGUUGCGAACGACGAUUCACAGACAGCUACACCCUUAACAUUCGACCAGCCCUCGACUGUUGCGAAGGCACAGACGGGACGAGGCCGAGGUCGGGGUGCCGCUCGCGCUCGUCGAGCAACUGGGGGGCUACGGAUGCCUAGAAUCUUACAUGCUCGAGCUGCUACAUCCCGGCUCCAGAGAGUCACAGGUGUUGCGUCAGAGGACGACGAAGAGGACUCUGAUGACGACGACGACGACGACGACGACGACGAUUCCAGCGUAGCCGCCCCUGAUGUCACCUCACACAGAGCUGGUUCUCAAGUUCAUACCCCCGCUGACCCUAUGCCUCGCACCCAGAAACGUACCCGUACUCCUGCUCAAAUCAUUGGAGGCGGUAGCGCUAUGCAGCCGCCUCCUACUCCCCAGCCCAGCGGCCGUACCCAGACAUCUCGAGGCCAAGCCACCUUCGGUCCAGCAAUCAACCAAGCCGGUAGCGGACAGCAGCAAGCGAACUUCUCCGCCGCCAACAAUGAAAACUCCGGCAGCACUCGAGCCGAUGGCAUGCCGGAUGACUGGCCACGGAACGUCUGGUCAGGACUCGGAAGGGUCAUCGAGGAGGGCAACUGGGACGAAUCUGACCGCCUCUACAUGAACGGAAUCCAGGCAGGAAUAGGAUAUGGCAUCACGGCCUACAAGGAGUGUCUCGUAAUGGAGUUUAUCAACACCGGUCGACUUUGGGGAAACAAUGUCAUUUUCACUGAUGGCACCCAGGACAGGAACCUCCGCGCCGAGAUCAUCAGAGGCACCACGGCGUUUGAGAUAUUCGGAGCGUUGCGAGGUGGUGAGGAUUUCCUCAACAUCCGCGCGCAGAUCCAAGGCCAUGCCGAGGAGCUUGCCGCCAUCCACAGCCAGGAUACACAGCCGCAGCCUGGCGUUGCUGGUCGUUGGGACUUCAUCCCCGCCUCGCAGCAACCCACGGGAUUCUUCCCUGCUGCUGGUCAACCUUCCACUCAAUUCACAGGCAACGCAGCCCAGCCCACCUACCCCGGCUCUCAUGCUUUCAACUUCCAGUCGGAUCCCAGAACACUAUCCACCAGCCAAGACUUGUCACAGGUUCCUGGUCUGAGCGCUGCCUUGAGCCAGCCUGCCAGACAGCAGUAUCUCCCUCCGAGUGGCGGGGUUACCAACAUGGAAGGAUUCUUUCAGACACCCAACACUGAUGCUAACGUCUUGCAAGCCCCGACCGCGUUUACGACAUCCUUCGGUCCCGCCGUCGACAACAACGACGAUGCCGCCACUGCCGAACAGGGUGCCGCCGUCGACAACAACGGUGAUGCGGCGGUUGAGAACGGCCCGAUGCUCGCCGAGACGGAGAACGGCCGCGCCGUGAUCCAGAUGCCCAACAACGACCACGAACAGUUGUAG